AUGCUGCGAAAAGCCUUGCUAUUCGGUGCCCUGGCCACCGUAACCCUGGCCCAGUGCCAAGCGGGUGGGCUGUAUGAUCAGCAGCUGGGCGGAUGCGUGUAUUUGCAGGCGUCUGCCACUUUCUCGCAAGCCGAAUCUGCCUGUGUCCAGCGUGGAGGACACCUCGUUUCCGUUCACAACGCCUUCGAUAAUACCGAUGUCACGCAGCAAGGGGCAGCCGGCGCCUUCCAACGAUUUUUCCUGGGUGCGAUGCGGUACGGCGCCAAUCUGACGUUUUACAAUGUCGAUGGCAGCGCGUGGACCUAUCAGAAUUGGGCGCCAAUCCAACCGCUCAGCGACAACUGCGUGGCCAUCCAGACCGACAGUCGUCAAUGGUAUACCACGGACUGCAAUCAGCCGCUCCCCUCGAUUUGUUUGGCUAGGAAUACUGUACCGACCGUGUCUCCCACCCUACAAUGCCCAGCCGGAUGGAGCUACUUUGCUGCUAGCAACGCUUGUUACUGGGUUGGUACCAACUCCACGUUCUACGAUUCCGAAGCGACAUGCCAACGGCUGGGCGGGCAUUUAGCAUCUGUGCACUCUUUGGCUGAAAGCAGCUAUAUUAUUGGUCUGACGCUCAGCUACGCGAACAGCUGUUCGAGAAGCGCCCCUUACUGGUCGGUGGGGUGGAUUGGAGGUCUGAUGAACAACGUGUGGACGUGGACCGACGGGACGCCCUUCAACUUUGACAAACUCUACGGCCAUGGCGACCCGAAGACCGGGGCACUUUCGAUCACCUCCGAGAUCAGCUGCUCCGAUUUAGGCUACUGGCGUGUCCGAGACCCGUCAAAAGUAUUGCCCUGGUAUGUCUGCAAAAGGUAUCCGGGGUAU
Molecule: messenger RNA, 870 nt
Organism: Mesorhabditis spiculigera
Lineage: Eukaryota; Metazoa; Nematoda; Chromadorea; Rhabditida; Rhabditidae
Source: the annotation of a GenBank genome assembly